Molecule: messenger RNA, 999 nt
Organism: Volvox carteri f. nagariensis
Lineage: Eukaryota; Viridiplantae; Chlorophyta; Chlorophyceae; Chlamydomonadales; Volvocaceae
Exons: 9
Coding region: 1-999 (332 amino acids)
Source: RefSeq, a predicted model, not a curated record
AUGACGUUGAUUACACUGUGGGCUGGGGGCCCAGGGCCGAAACACAGCGCGGGGGGCGGAUGCACACGGCUGCACAGUGCUCCCCCGAUGAUUGACAGGAUCAGGUGCUGUGUCACUAGGCGGACCGUCAGGCGCAGACAGGGCUACCAGGGCGAUCACAUCCCAGGGGUCCUGUUCGCAGCCUGUCGGGGCUUGGACCAACCGCAGCUGCUUCCAGCUGUGUCACUAGGCGGACCGUCAGGCGGGGGAGCUAACUGUUUCGACAGUCUCAGGAGGAUGCAGAUGUUGGCGGACUUGAGCAACCAGCCUGUGGUCUCCUCAAUCACUGUUUCGGAGACUGGUCAGGUGCUGCCGCAAUACGGUGGAAACAUCAUCGUCUACGUGGGGACACCUAUCACGCGUCUGCGUUCGCCUCCCCCUCCUCCUCCUCCUCCUAGCCCCGCACCAAGUCCCGCACCAAGUCUUGUACCAAGCAACACGAUGCUUGUGAGCUCCUUCCCCUUCGGCAGCGGCUGCAUUCUGGGACGCGACGCCACGCAGUCCCCGGUGCGCUUGUCUGCACCCCUGGGGCCUAUGAAUGUAACCUCCAGCACCGCCACCUAUUGCCUCCUCAUCAGCAGCAACGCCUCACUAGUUAGCCCUACUGCUGAGUGCGCGGGCAUGGAUAGCGUACGCAGGGUCGAUAUGGUUGUGGAUGCAACGUGCGUGCAACAGAAGCCCAAGCCCAUCACGGUAGUAACCGUCAACGGCCGUGUGCCACAGCAUAACCUCCAGAUAAUCAAUUUUGAUGGCGCAGAGUACGGCGUACUAACAAUCAAACGCAUUGACUCGUUGUUCCAAAGCAUACCGGACAAUGGGCUAUCUGUGUGCCUGACUUUCAAUAAGGCGGCUAGCGGGUGCAGUAGGCCUCGGGCUCUGUUCUUUGGUCCCACCAUCGUGUACCAGGUCACCAGCAUUGACUUCAUGUGCUGCCCCACGUCGGAGGCGCCGGAGUCCUAA